AUGGCGCCACACCGGUACACACCGGGGAGAUCAGCCGCGGUUCACAGCGAGAGAGUGGCUGCGGCUGCAGCACCGGGACGCUACUAUGGAGAACCACACAGGUUUGAUCCUUCCUUCAGAGGUCCAGUCUGCAGAAGAAGCUGCACUGAUACAUUGUGGUGUUUGAUCUUCAUUAUUGUCAUCCUUUCAUAUCUGUCCCUGGGGAUAGUGGCCUGGUUACAUGGGGACCCCAGGAAGGUUCUCCAUCCGACAGACAGCUAUGGCCAGUUCUGUGGGCAGAAGGGGACUUCUAAUGCGAAGAAACCCAUCUUAUUUUACUUCAACAUCUUAAAAUGUGCCAACCCAGCUAUACUCAUCAACCUGCAGUGCCCCACAACGCAGAUGUGUGUGUCACAGUGCCCUGACAAGUUUGCCACCUACAGUGAGAUGCAGCUGCAAAACAAACUCAACAAGGCUUACUGGGAAUACUAUAAACAGUUCUGUAAGCCUGGAUUUAAUAACCCUGAAAAGCCAGUAUCCCAGGUUCUAAGAGAUGAGGACUGUCCCUCCAUGAUCAUACCCAGUAGACCAUUUCUCCAGAGAUGUCUGCCAGACUUCACCACUCUGAAUGGGAUCGUGACUGUAGUGAACAGAACUAGGUUUAAGGAUGCUCUAGAAAUUCCACACAGUGUCAGUGAACUCCAACGUUCUACCAAGACUAUAACAGGACUUGUGGACACAAAGGAGAUGGGCAUGAAGAUAAUUGAGGAUUAUUCUCAGUCCUGGGCAUGGAUAAUCAUAGGUCUGCUGAUAUCCCUGGCUGUUAGUCUGAUCUUCAUCCUGCUGCUGAGGUUCACAGCUGGGUUGCUGAUGUGGACUACUAUCAUCACUUUCAUACUACUGCUGGCAUAUGGUAUGUGGUACUGCUCUGUGGUCUGGUCCCAGCUCAAACACACACCGGGCUCUGAUGUUGCCAUUACAGAGGUCGGCCUGCAGACUGACGUACAGGUGUACUUACAACUUAGACAGACAUGGAUUAUAUUAUUGGUGUCUCUGGGAAUGACUGAAGCCUCCAUCUUGGCGAUGUUGAUCUUCUUAAGGAGACGAGUCCAAGUGGCCAUUGCCCUACUCAGAGAGGCCAGCAAAGCUAUCGGUCACAUCAUGUCCACACUAUUCUUUCCAGUUGUCACCUUCCUCUUGUUGAUUGUGUGCAUCUCCUACUGGGCAGUUACUGCCGUUUAUCUUGCAUCCUCAGGUGAACCCAUCUACAAAGUGACGUCUCCUAAUGUUAGAUGCCCCUACACCAACAGCACAUGCAAUCCUGAGACCUUCAACAGAACCAACAUCUCCACAUCGGCGUUGUGUCUGGGUACUCAGUGUCAGUUUGCCUUCUAUGGUGGGGAGACGUCCUACCACCGCUACCUCUUCCUUUUGCAGCUGUUCAACCUACUUGUCUUCCUCUGGCUGGUCAACUUCAUUCUGGCCCUGGAGCAAUGCACCCUGGCAGGAACAUUUGCCAACUACUAUUGGGCCAAGAGGAAGCCUCAGGAUAUCCCAGCAUGUCCACUCUUGCUGUCAUUCAUUAGGGCUGUCAGGUAUCACACAGGGUCUCUGGCAUUUGGCGCUUUAAUUCUUUCCGUUGUCCAACUUCUGCGGAUCAUCCUGGAAUACCUAGAGCAGAAACUAAAAGGUAUUGACAACAGCCUCUCCCGGUUCAUAAUGUGCUGUCUGAAAUGCUGUUUCUGGUGUCUGGAGAAAUUUAUCCGCUACUUGAACCAUAAUGCUUAUAUAAUGGUGGCGAUCUAUGGUAAAAGUUUCUGUACCUCAGCCGAAGAGGCCUUCUUCCUACUGAUGAGAAAUGUGGUCAGGGUUGCAGUUUUAGACAGAGUGGCAGACUUCCUGUUGUUUCUGGGCAAAUUGCUGGUAGCAGGAGGAGUUGGUGUCAUUUCCUUCUUCUUCUUCACUAUGAAGAUCCCUGUUAUCCAGGAAGAAGUACCCCAUCUCAACUACUAUUGGAUCCCCCUGCUGACUGUGGUCAUGGGUGCCUACCUGAUUGCUCAUGGAUUCUUCAGUGUCUAUGCCAUGUGUGUGGACACACUCUUCCUCUGCUUCUGUGAUGACUUGGAGAGGAAUGAUGGUAGUGCAGAAAAACCUUUCCUCAUGUCUCCAGAGCUACACAGAAUCCUGGGAAAACCCAGCCCGCUUUGCUGA
Messenger RNA from Pleuronectes platessa (European plaice), 2190 nucleotides. Its product is annotated as choline transporter-like protein 5-A. Gene Ontology annotation, biological process: transmembrane transport. Gene Ontology annotation, molecular function: transmembrane transporter activity. Lineage: Eukaryota; Metazoa; Chordata; Actinopteri; Pleuronectiformes; Pleuronectidae. The transcript has 22 exons. The record is from RefSeq and is a predicted model, not a curated record. Gene Ontology annotation, cellular component: membrane. Bases 1 to 2190 code for a protein of 729 amino acids.